Messenger RNA from Pseudonaja textilis, 1127 nucleotides. NCBI's taxonomy places the organism in Eukaryota, Metazoa, Chordata, Lepidosauria, Squamata, Elapidae. The record is from RefSeq and is a predicted model, not a curated record.
GAGGCGGCGGCCAUUUUGGCUCUCCGCUGACAGGGGCAGGCGAGCGGGAAAGAGGGCGCCGGCCGUGCCUGGCCCUAGCGCUUCUACCCUCGCCUUCCUCGGGCCGCCGGGCUCGGCUCCUCGCGCCUCGCCAUGUCGGACACGCGUGGCGGCAAUGACAGCCGUCCCGACGAGACCGGCGUCGAGAAACAGGACACGCAGGAAAAGGAAACGGGCAUCCCCGAGAAAGAAGAGGAGGCCAAAUUAAAAGCCAAAUAUCCCAACAUAGGACUACAGAAGCCCGGAGGUUCUGACUUCUUAAUGAAGAGGCUGCAGAAAGGGCAAAAGUACUUUGACUCCGGAGAUUACAACAUGGCCAAAGCCAAAAUCAAGAACAAGCAGCUGCCAACAGCGGGUACCGACAAGAACCUGGUGACCGGUGACCACAUCCCCACGCCCCAGGAUCUCCCCCAGAGAAAAUCGUCCCUCGUCACCAGCAAGCUGGCAGGGUAACCUGCUCUCCUGAAGGGAUUUCUCUCUCUCUUUCUCUCUCUCUCUCUCUCUCUCUUCCAUUUGGGGGUUUGGGGAAUUGGGUUGGUUGUUUUUAUUUUCUCCGUUGUCAGACUGAACUGAACUCUGCUGUACCCCAGAGCUGGGACGCACAGAACCUCCACUGUGGUGGGUCUCUCUCUAGUAAUCAAAGCCAGAAGCCAAGACAUGGACUUGUGUGCCGUUCUGGUGUGUGUUUUCUUGCUGCUGCGGGUGGGCAGGCUGUGCGGCAUGGAUUCUCUGGGGGUGGGGCCGACACCCGCUUUGCUUUAGAUCGCCAACGCUCUGUCCUGUCCGUUCAUCCUUCAUCGCUGGCUCCGGAAGGGGCAGGAAGGCUACAAAGGGGAGCCGAAAGAGGCCGGUGCGGAGUCAAAAUGGUGGCUCCGUGCCGUUAGGACGACGAGACCCAUCCGCAACAACCACGGGCUGCACGGCCUCCAGCGAUCCGAAACGCCCACGAGCCGCCUCACCUUGAGGGAAGAGGGCUUUGCGGGCAGAAUCUCAACAACUCGGGGUUGUGCUUCCCCUUCUAGAAAGCCGGUUGAGGGAGAGGCAGGGCCCUUCCAAGGCCCUGGAGAAGCUGUUUAGCAGGGCUCGGA